AUGGCAGGUCCCGUGCGGCAGCCCAUUGACGAGGCAGCAUUAGAGCGAUACUUGAACACACACGUGCCCGAGAUCCAGACUCCCAUUGACCUCCAGCAGUUCGGCUUUGGCCAAUCGAACCCGACCUAUCUCAUCACCGCCGCCGACCGCAAACGAUAUGUGCUUCGCAAGAAGCCCCCGGGCACCAUCUUGAGCAAGACGGCACAUCGCGUCGAUCGCGAAUACAAAGUCAUUGCCGCCCUGCAAAACACCGAUGUCCCCGUACCGAAGACGUACGCGCUCUGCGAAGAUGACAGCGUCAUUGGCACGCCCUUUUAUGUGAUGAGCUUCCUCGACGGACGAUUUUUCAAGAAUGCAGCCAUAGAGGGCGUGAGUGGAGAAGAGAGAAGGGAGAUGUGGCGCGAUGCGGUGCGGACACUGGCCAAAUUGCAUCGUCUCCAACCGCGAGACAUUGGACUCGAGAACUUGGGCAAACCCCACGGCUUCUACAACAGACAAAUCCGCACAUUCCAGACGCUAGCGCAGUCUCAAGCAGCAGCCCAAGACGUCGACUCGGGCAAAGCAGUCGGCCAACUCCCUCACUUUUCCUCCUUUAUCGACUUCUUCAGCCGCGAAUCCACGCAACCCGUGGAUCGCGCCGUGCUCUUCCACGGAGACUUCAAAAUCGACAAUCUCGUCUUCCACCCGACUUUGCCGCGCGUCAUUGGCAUUCUCGACUGGGAAAUGGUCACCAUCGGCCACCCUCUCGCCGAUCUCACCAACCUCCUCUCCGCCUGGACCAUUUCCAACGCCACGCCUUCCUGGCCGCGCAAACACGCCGAUCCCGCUUUUCUGGCCCCUUCUCACCCUCUCAGCACGAGGAGCACCGCCGACUGGCCCGGUCUGCCCACGUAUGCCGAAUGCAUUACCUGGUAUCGACGGGAUUCCGGGUGGGAGAUUUCUCCACGAGAUCUCGCGUGGGCGACGGCAUUUGCGCUGUUUCGCGAUGCGAUUAUUUUUCAGGGCAUUGCUGCGCGGUAUGCUACUCGGCAGGCGAGUUCGGCUUCGGCGCAGGAAUAUGCGGAUGAGAGGGGACCGUUUGCCGAGAUGGCGUUUGUGAAAAUGGAGGAGGCGAAGGUGAGUAGUGGUGGUAGUGGCAAUCAGGCGAAACUGUAGAUUUUUUUUUUCUUUUUUUCUUCGUCGCUAUCGGCUCGUAUAAUCAAUCAGUUUUCUAGAACCAAAAUAAUACAACCGACAUAACGC
Messenger RNA from Sphaerulina musiva SO2202, 1242 nucleotides. Its product is annotated as acyl-CoA dehydrogenase family member 11. Bases 1 to 1155 code for a protein of 384 amino acids. The transcript is spliced from 2 exons. Lineage: Eukaryota; Fungi; Ascomycota; Dothideomycetes; Mycosphaerellales; Mycosphaerellaceae. The record is from RefSeq and is a predicted model, not a curated record.